UACGGAUUCUUCAAGCAGGUGUCUUUGUCUUUGUCUAGCUAAUUGUGUUUCCGUACGCAUUGUCCCCCCCUUUCUUCACUAUUAAUAGCAGUGACUGUCUCUUUGAAUCCAUACAAUGAUGGGGGAUAUAUAUCCGGCUUCUCUCUCUCUCUCUCACACAUCCAUCAUCAUACGUCUCCCACCUCCUUUAUGUCAUCCUCCCACUCCAUCCAUCCUCAACCCAUCCAUCUCAAAGACCCCAUGGGGCCCAAGAACCCCCAACCAUCCAACUAACAUCUUUAUAUUAUAUACCCGAUACAACAAUAUAACCACAGAGCCAAGAUACUUGGAACAAACGCUCUAUUCCAGGAAGGAAUACUCCAUCCAUUCAUCCAUCCAUCAAAGUAAGACGUGAGGGCAGCGGCGCGUCUAGUGAUACUGUCUCACCGUCUGCCUGUCUGCCUGUUUACUUUGUUGGGGGCAUGGGGUAUUCCUACCCAUCUUAGUUCUAACUGGAUAGACAAAGAUCGUGAGAGAGGCGAGAUGCCAUACUCAGAAACCAGAUAUUAAUCA
This is a messenger RNA of Aspergillus heteromorphus CBS 117.55, 552 nucleotides long. RefSeq lists its product as uncharacterized. The transcript has a single exon. NCBI's taxonomy places the organism in Eukaryota, Fungi, Ascomycota, Eurotiomycetes, Eurotiales, Aspergillaceae. The record is from RefSeq and is a predicted model, not a curated record. The coding region runs from base 116 to 394 and encodes 92 amino acids.